This is a messenger RNA of Lepus europaeus (European hare), 5370 nucleotides long. It is a transcript of the gene RRM2B, whose product is annotated as ribonucleotide reductase regulatory TP53 inducible subunit M2B. Gene Ontology annotation, cellular component: cytosol. The record is from RefSeq and is a predicted model, not a curated record. Gene Ontology annotation, biological process: deoxyribonucleotide biosynthetic process. The transcript has 9 exons. Gene Ontology annotation, molecular function: ribonucleoside-diphosphate reductase activity, thioredoxin disulfide as acceptor. The coding region runs from base 81 to 1121 and encodes 346 amino acids. Lineage: Eukaryota; Metazoa; Chordata; Mammalia; Lagomorpha; Leporidae.
CACCUGGGUCCUGUCACGGUUAGAGGUGGCUGGAGGCGCACAGUUCCCUCGGCAGCAGCUGCACGGGCGGAGUCUGCGCGAUGGGCGACCCGGAAAGGCCGGAAGCGGCCAGGCCCGAGCAGGGUGAGAGGUUAUCUCCAGAUACCAAUGAAGAUGAAGAGCCGCUGCUGAAGAAGAGUUCUCGCCGCUUCGUCAUCUUUCCAAUCCAGUACCCCGACAUAUGGAAAAUGUAUAAGCAAGCACAGGCAUCCUUCUGGACUGCAGAAGAGGUUGACUUAUCAAAGGAUCUCCCUCACUGGAACAGACUUACAUCAGAUGAGAAAUAUUUUAUCUCUCAUGUCUUAGCCUUUUUUGCAGCCAGUGAUGGAAUUGUAAAUGAAAAUUUGGUGGAGCGCUUUAGUCAGGAGGUGCAGGUUCCAGAGGCUCGCUGUUUCUAUGGCUUCCAAAUCCUCAUUGAGAAUGUCCACUCAGAGAUGUACAGUUUGCUAAUAGACACUUACAUCAGAGAUCCCAAGAAAAGGGAAUUUUUAUUUAAUGCAAUUGAAACAAUGCCAUAUGUUAAGAAAAAAGCAGAUUGGGCCCUGCGAUGGAUAGCAGAUAGAAAAUCUACUUUUGGGGAAAGGGUGGUGGCCUUUGCUGCUGUAGAAGGGAUUUUCUUCUCGGGAUCUUUUGCUGCUAUAUUCUGGCUAAAGAAGAGAGGUCUGAUGCCUGGACUCACUUUUUCCAAUGAACUCAUCAGCAGAGAUGAAGGGCUUCACUGUGACUUUGCUUGUCUGAUGUUUCAGUACUUAGUAAAUAAGCCUUCAGAAGAGAGGGUCAGAGAGAUCAUCGUUGAUGCUGUCGAAAUUGAGCAGGAGUUUUUAACAGAAGCCUUGCCGGUUGGCCUCAUUGGAAUGAACUGUAUUUUGAUGAAGCAGUACAUUGAGUUUGUAGCUGACAGGUUACUCAUGGAACUUGGAUUCUCAAAGGUUUUCCAGGCAGAAAAUCCUUUUGAUUUCAUGGAAAACAUUUCUUUAGAAGGGAAAACAAAUUUCUUUGAGAAACGAGUUUCAGAGUAUCAGCGUUUUGCAGUUAUGGCGGAAACCACAGAUAAUGUCUUCACCUUAGACGCAGAUUUUUAAAACCCUCUCCUAUUUUAAAACUCUGAAUCCAUCAUUGGUAAACAGAACUCUGGUUCCCUCUGCUUCCCCCCCCCCCUCCCCCACCAAACCUGAAAUAUCUCCCGUAAGGGGGUGGGGAUUUGCUUAAAAAGAAAAUCCAAACCAAACUUCAGUCAUGUUUGCUUUAUAUCCAGACACUUGUGAUCUUCCUGUGUGACAGCAAGGAUGUGACCUGUAUUCACCGGAAUAUAAGAUGGCAUUGUAUGGUGAUUGACAGCAUGGGGUGAAGGGUCAGAUACGCAUUUGAAAUCCUGUCCUUAUUCCUUUGUGUGACCCUUGGCAAGUCAGUUUUUCUGUAAACCUCAGUGUUUUUAUCUUUUAAAUGGGUCUAAUAGGAGGUCCUAAAUGUGCAAUGUGGAUAUGAGAAUUAAGUUGGAAAAAUACCACAACCACCACCAUUUCUCAUUAUUGUGGUGACUAAUAGUGUUAGUUACAGUAAUGUUGUGACAAAGUGCUCUUAUCUCCUUAAAGUAGUUGUGAUUCUAGGUCUAAGAUCUAAGAUUUAGCGGACUUUUGCAUUUUCAAUAUUUGGGAGAAGAGUAUAAGAAUUUCCUUAAAAGGAUGGUAUUCUCAUUAAUGUGAGAAAUAACUUCUUUGAAUUUCCCAGAAGGAAAUUUAGUUCUCUGUUGUUUUGGGAAGGAUGCUUUCAAAGAAUCCAUAAGGUUUUCGUGGCAAUUGGCCUUAUAAACAAAAUAAUUCUUCGGAAAUGAUAAAUGUUCACUAUUGGCAGAUUUAGCUCUGCGAUGUUUAGACCCGGGAUGCAUCGGCUAGAAUAGUGUUUCCUAAAGAGUAUUCUCAGAGCUAUUAGCCCUUCUGGAUACUUAGUGGGAAAUAAAGGAAUUUAGUGGUCAAAUGAGUUUGGCAAAUGCUAUGUGCGCCAUUCCAGUUCAAUGUACAAUUAGUACAUUAAAGACUGAGAAAUUCUGCAGUAAACAUAUGUCAACCUGCAUAUUCCAGACUUUCUUAACACGGAUAUGCUUUUCACCUGUUAACAUCUUAUCCUGCUGAUGCUGUUCAGAACAUAGGAUGGGGAAUGCUGGUCAGGCACCCAUUAUACAUAGAGGAAGGGCUUAUGGACCAAGAAAGAAAGAACACGGCAGGGGUUAUUAAACUGUUCCAAAUUUUGUGCCAAGCCGAGGAAUGUGCCUGUGAUUGGCUUUGGCUUUGUUUCUUAGUUUAUCUCCUUAAAACUCUUUUAUACUGUUAUAAGAGAGUUUUUCUUUUUAUUUUUUUAAAAGAUUUAUUUAUUUACAUGAAAGAGUUAUAGAGAGAAAGAGAGAGGGAGAGAGAGAGAGAGAGAUCUUCCAUCCUCUGGUUCACUCCCCAGAUGGCCAAAUGACCAAGGCUGGGCCAGGCUGAAGCUAGGAACCAGGAGCUUCUUCCAGGCCUCCCAUGUAGAUAGCAGGGACCCAAGUACUUUGGCCAUCUUCUGUUGCUUUUCCCAGGCUGUUAAGCAGGGAGCUGGAUCAGAAGUGGAACAGUCAGGACUCAAACUGGUGUCUUUGUGGGAUGCCCUCACUGCAGGCGGUGGCUUUAUCCCCUAUGCCACACUGUUGGCCCAAGAGAGUUUUUCUAGUGGAACGAUGCACGUUGCAGGGUAGCAGAUGGUAAGGGUGACAGGGGUCUCUCGAAGAGACUGAGGGGAGGCCGGGAACCAAGGUUUCUGAGAAGUCUGUCCCCCUUUAAUUUUAGGAAGUAUGAUGAGGUCCCAUUAAGCACUGAUUCCCCACUCGCAGCAAACUCUACUUUAUAAAGUUCUGGAAGUUAAAAUGUAGAGGUUUUCUCUUGGUGUGAGGUUUUUUUUGUUUUUUUUUGUUUUUUUUUGUUUUUGUUUUUGUUUUUGUUUUUCAUUCAUUCUGCAAUUAUCUAAUUGAUCAAAACUGGGAAUUCUCAAGUGAAUGCAAAAGGCGAGCCUACCUAGUUAUUAGAGAAAAUAUCAGACACCAGCACUGUUUGGUGUAUGAUUGCACCGUCUGUGUGUUCAGGGCUUCCCGGUUAAGCUGGUGUUUUUACAUCUCACUUUCUCUCACAAUAGCCUUAUGAACCUGAAGAACAGCUCUUGUUGCAGUAUCACAGAUGGAGAGAGUGAGGCUCACAGAAGUUAGAGGACUUGGCCAGGAUCUCGUAGUUACUGCCCCUGCUGUAUAAUUUUGUGUUGAGAUUGUCAUGUCUUAUCUAGUUAGUUCUUUGCCAUCCAUCUUGAUUUGAUUUUUGGCUAUUCUCUCAUUAAUUAGAAUAUCAUAUAGUAUCAGCAUUAAUGUAUAUGAAACUUUAAAGUAUCAAAAUACACAGAAACUUUUUGAAUUAUAUCCAGGUGAUAAGUUCGAAGAUAUUUAUCUACUGCCAUACAAAAACUUAACAUUUAAAAUUGAUGAUAUCCAAGGGCAGGCGUUUGGCACAGCAGUUACGGUGCUGCUUAGAAUACCUACAUCCCAUAUCAGAGCGCCUGGUUCAGGUCCCUGCUCUGCUUCCGAUCCAGCUUCCUGCUACUGCCUAUUCUGGGAGGGCGGCAGAUGAUGGCUUAAGUACUUAGAUUGCUGCCAUGCAUAUUAGAGAGCUGGAUUGAGUUCCUGGCUCCUGGCUUUGGCCUGGUCCAGCCCUGACUGUUGUGGGCAUUUGGUGAAUGAACCAGUGGACGGUAGAUGUAUUUGUCUGUCAAUCUUUCUUGCUCUGUCUUUCAAAUAAAAAAAAAAAAGAAGCAUGUUAAAAAAAAAAAAAAACAACUCUGCCAAUGUCUGUAAUAAUGUCACAAUGGAAGAAAAAUUUUACAGAGCAUAUUCCUUUUGUUUUGAAUCUAAAUCUGUCUCAUAGAUAAUGACAGGUGCCUUAAUGUGAAGCUUAUUUAUAGUAGUGAUAAACCUAACUGCAUUUGGAUGAAGAUGUCUUAAUAUAAAAUACUGGAUUUUAAUACACUGGUUUGUUAUGUUUAGUAUUCUCUACCUUUUCUGGGCUUCCAGGCUGCACAUUUAUUUAUGAUGUUUGACACUGUAAUUCUUAGUUCUUAAUCAGCUGUGGAAUCUCUUUUUAAUAUUAUCUCAUAGGUAAAGAAAAAAAAAGCAUGUGUACAACUGUUUUCUCUUUUUAAAGCACUCAUAUUUAAAUCAUUGCUAUAGUAACUAAGGUUAAGUUAAUUAUAUAGAAAUAUAAGAACUUACAGUUCCAUGAUAGACUCCAUUUGCUAAGAUUUUUCUAUUGUAGCUCAUAGAAUUAUGGCCUGGAAGGACUUGGGAAAGUAGCUUGAUACAGUGCUGGGUUUUUCUGUCCAAUUAUAUACAAUAAUAAUUAUUCUUGCAGUGUAAGCUGAUCCUAGCCAGAUCCUGAUAUAUGAAACUUUUAUAGUUGUCGCAUUUUGGAGCAUCUAGGGCUUUCUGCUUUAUUUUUCCUUUGUGCAUGGAGAAGGUGAUGAUUGAGAAGACAUGGCAGUUUACAUGUGUAACAACUUAUUUAAUAUCCAGAAUUUUGCAUUUUUACACUCUAGCAAUCACUGUCAUAGAAUUCCCACAUUUCCUUUUAGUAGGUGAAGCUGGAGGCUGCCUGUCCCAGCUGGUUUUCCAUGAUGACGCUGCUAGGAUGGGCUGCGUGAGGGCCCAGCAGUCCUAUAGGCAGGGAUUGUGUUUUGAACCCGGCCGAGGGACCUGUCAGCCGCCUCAGGGAAUCUUCCCCAGCAGAAUCUUGGGUGGUGACACAGAAGUGAAAUCUGUUGUCUUGGUUCCUCACCAUUUCCUUUUAUUCUAUUUUUGUUAUGUUUUGUUUUUCUUUUUUCCUUUUCCCUUUAAAUGGUUCUGCUGUUUUGUAAACAGCUACUGAUCUGAAGGAGGAUCUGAUAUUCCUGAGGCCUUAGAAGAAAGAAAUUAGUCUUUCAAAUACAGAUGUUCUGUUAAAGAAGAUGUGUGUGAAAAAUGGAGGGCUGAGAGUGGCUUUUUAUUCUUAGGUGCAGGAAAGAUUCCCAAUAUUGUUACCUUGUGUACUUAACUCUUUUGAGGCAACAUUUUGAUUUUUCCAAAUGUCUGGUUAUUUAACAAAAUCAUUUGGUAUCUACUGUAUAUGUGAAAAGCUUUUUUAGGUGUGAUGUAGCUAAAUGCUUUUUUUGUUAAAAUAUCUAAUUAGUCAAGCCUACUUUGCUUGUACAGAAUUUGGGUUUCAUCCAAAGAAAGGAGUUGUUUUGUUAUUUUUGGCUUAAUAUAUUGAAAUAAACUAUUUCAUAGCUACA